Molecule: messenger RNA, 4619 nt
Organism: Silurus meridionalis
Lineage: Eukaryota; Metazoa; Chordata; Actinopteri; Siluriformes; Siluridae
Gene: cacng3b
Product: calcium channel, voltage-dependent, gamma subunit 3b
Exons: 4
Coding region: 748-1602 (284 amino acids)
Biological process (GO): transmission of nerve impulse; regulation of AMPA receptor activity; neurotransmitter receptor internalization
Cellular component (GO): postsynaptic density membrane; AMPA glutamate receptor complex
Molecular function (GO): channel regulator activity; voltage-gated calcium channel activity
Source: RefSeq, a predicted model, not a curated record
AGGACAGGAGCAUCUUCAUUUCCCAGCCCAGCGCCGGUCUUCAUUCUCAGCACACUGUGUGUGUAUAUAUAAAUGAACAUAUAUAUACAUAUAUAUAUAUACACCGACUUUUGUUCCUCUGACAGCGGGGGAACAUGGCAGCACGGGAAAACGAUGCAGAUUUCAUUCCUGGGUCUGAGACUCGGCAGGAAAACGGCUGCUUUCUUCGGGGGAAAGAGAUCUUCCUGCUGGAUUAACAAAGUGAAGGACAAUUUCAUUCGUUUGUUAUUGUGUUGCUUGGUUUCAGUCGAGAUCCAGGACAAAAAAAGGGUCAAAACGGCAGGUUGGAUAUUAUCAGGCUGUUCUUAUGACUUGGGAAAAUGUUACACUAAAGACAGUUGCUUUUAAAAUAACUGAUUUCCUAUAGAAAAAAAAGGAAAAGCUUCUUUUUUAUAAGAAAUUUUAAUUAUUGAGAUAUUUUAAAGCUUUUUGGCCUGCUGGUUCCAAGGGAGAGAAAAUUAAACAAAAUUUUGGUGGAAUUUCAAUUGCAAAAAAAAAAAAAAAAAAAGAUCUCAGACAGGGUCACCCAUGUCAAAAAAGAGAUAGAUAUCUAGUUAAGCAGAUAUCUAGUGAACAAUAAAUUCACCACUAACAUUUUAUCACAUCCCCGUGUCAAAUCUACAGCACUAUGAUGAAUUGAUCGAACCCCAGACCAGCGGCGCCUUCAGACGUGACAUUUGUGUAUGUUUGAGUUUUGCAUGUCGAGCGAUGCUGCUGUGUGACCGAGGCGUGCAGAUGCUCAUCACCACAGUGGGCGCGUUUGCUGCCUUCAGCCUCAUGACAAUCGCAGUGGGGACGGACUACUGGCUUUACUCCAGAGGAGUGUGUAAAACCAAAGUCAACCAUGAAAACGAAACGAGCAGGAAAAACGAGGAAGUGAUGACCCACUCGGGAUUGUGGAGAACCUGCUGCCUGGAAGGGACCUUUCGUGGGGUGUGUAAGAAGAUUGAUCACUUUCCUGAGGAUGCUGAUUAUAAACAGGACACGGCUGAGUAUUUACUGCGUGCACUCCGAGCCUCCAGUGUGUUUCCAAUCAUGAGUGUGGGUUUGUUGUUUAUGGGUGGCUUGUGUGUAGCAGCGAGCGAGUUUUACAGGAGCAAACACAAUGUCAUCCUCAGCGCUGGAAUCUUCUUUGUCUCUGCUGGUCUUAGUAACAUUAUUGGAAUAAUUGUCUACAUCUCGGCUAACUCAGGUGACCCAGGUCAGAGUGAGUCGAAGAAGAGUUACUCAUACGGUUGGUCUUUUUAUUUUGGUGCUCUUUCCUUCAUCAUGGCCGAGACAGUUGGGGUUCUUGCUGUGCACAUGUUUAUCGAGAAGCAUCGCAAGCAGCAGCGUGCCAAGACGCUCGUCAAAAAGUCCAGUCUUGGCUUCGGCCGCAUCCCCACCUACCGGUACCGGUUCGGGCGUCGCUCCAGCGAAACGCCAUCGCGCGACGUGCCCAUGUUCACACUCGCACGCGACUCUGACAAAACUGCCGCCGGGAAGCUGCUUGACUCUGACAGGGACUUCCUGCACAACUCUAACGCGAAGGACGCAGCCAAUCGGAGAACAACACCAGUGUGACAAAGAUGGAUUGAUUGAGGGUGGGAAGGAGGACAAGAAACCAUGACCUGACAAAUGGAUGGAAAUCAAACCGCAGGAACAUAAAAGCACACAAGAAGUGACAUCAAAAAAGAACUUUACAAGCCUUCUCUCCUAAUAUAAACCUUCUUCCUAUAAUAAUAUUCAAGUCUAGCUCGUGAUUGUUAGAUCUUUUCAUUCUGUUGACUGGUUUAGGCGAGGAACACAAACACACACUUUUUUGCCACAGCUAGAGUUGUUCACAGAGGCCUAACAGGGAUUCCUUCGAUUUGAACAAAACACAACGGAUAAUAAUUAUUUGGUCGGUUGAUGUUUCCGAGUCCAAGCUAGAUAGUGAUUUUUUUGGUGCUUCCUAUUAUUCCUUGUUCGUUUUCAGUCAAACUUGUCGAUGCAUCCUUGGACCAAGUGCACACUUUGCUCCAGGGUUUAAAGGCGACAUUCCAGCUUUCAAGCCCACAAAGACAAGCUGGGUGCCUACAGAGACCUCACUUAUAAAAACCUCUCUACAUACUUUACGCAGGAAAUGUCUCCACGAAGACAGGAAACUGAGAUGGGAAUUGAGUUCGGUUGUUGAUGCUUCCUAUCGUUUGAAAUUUCUAAGGUAGAAAUGUAGCCUUAAAAAGGUACAGUGGUGGGGGUUUAAGGUCCACUGCUAUACAUUGAAACUGUUCCUCUAACUAAAGGAUAAAGCAAGUACCCGUAAGGGUCCUUCCCCAUUCCAGUGAAACCUUCAAAUUCCAAAAUUUCCCUCUUAUUUAAAAUGUCUUUCUUCCUUUUUCACUCUUCCCCUCAUCUAAUACAAACAGGGUCUUUAAAAAAAGGUUAUUCAUGUACAGACCAUUUCAGUCCCUAUUGUUACAUUUGCCCAUUUACAUUUAAUACUAUUCGAAAUUACAACAGUAACAAAUGUAUAUGUAUUUAUUUAUGCUAUCGUAUUGGAGAACAGCAUCUGCUGAGCCUAGGUUUAUUUCAUCUGUAGAGACAAAAUGCGAUAAAAUAUAUUAGGCACAUUCUCUCUGUAUCCAUAAAGUAAAGACGUUCGGAUGCUGCAAAAUAAAAAUCUCAGAAUAAAGAAAAAGAAUCAUAGUUAACCUUAGGAUUUCAGCAACAUUAAAAAGGAAAAAAAAAAAAAAAAAAAGACACAAUUAGCACUUUUUCAAGUCUAGAGUCAUGCAUUAUUAAAUACACACCUAUAUAAAUGUGAUGUAAAUACAUAGAUAAUAUUCUAAUACAGUAGUUUAGUGAUUGUAUUCACAUCACACCAAGGGCUUUUAAGUUAUUAAAAAAAUAUAUAUGAUGCUUAAAGGGCUUCGAAGACGAUUAAAUUCAACAUAAAGAAAUGCCUGAGGAAAUACCGAAUCAUGUUUUUUUUUUUUCCUCGAUAUGGCACAUUUACAUAUUCAUGUAUUCAAAUGGCCAGAAGGAAUACUGCUAUAAACCUAGUAAUGCAAUGUUACUGCCUUGUACGUUUAUCUUUCUGAAAAAAAAGGUAAAUAAAAUGACAAAGCCAUGCCGAUAUACAGUAUAUCAAAUCGUGUAAAAAAAAAAAAAAUGGAUAAUUUGUCCAUUUUCUGGUCUUGUCGUGUUCAAAUGUUCUUGGGUCAGAUUUUGUCUAAAGGUAAUGGGUCCAAAGACACACCCCUGAAAAUCAUUCGAAGUAGAAUGAUGCCUAAAUUGAAUGGUUCUAAUUAGACUUGUAGUACACCGUUGGCCAUUUUAAGCUAUGUUCCAAAAAUGUAUGUGAGGGAAUAUUUUUAUUACCCAUAAUGCACCGCUACCGUACAUCAGGUUCAACACUAAACCCUACAUUCACACUAUUAAGCAACAAGUCACUAGUGUUGCUUCAGCAUGUAGAGAUCGUGCUCCUGUUGCAGUAGCUAUAAUAUAUAUUUUACAUAUGAAUUAUGUUGAAUAAAUUAGCCAGUGCAAAAAUUGGUUAUAUGUUACAUGCUAAGCUUCAUAUUUUAUAGCGGAUUCGCAAAAACGCACAUAAUCCCUGCUACCUCCUUCCUUAUUUUUUUCGUCCCCUAAUAUGUCUAUAAACAUUUCAUAUACGACAGGAUAAACUCACGGUAUAUAUAUGUUUUUCUUCUAUUUUUAUGUCGAACAAUAAUUCAGUAGGAACUGCACAAGCCAUAAGACUCCGUUUAUACAAGCAGAUCGUUUGCUUAGCAUUGCGUCAUCGGUGAAUUUGUCCCUUUCUAGAGUGAACGCAGGGUAAGAAAUAUAAUGAGCGGCGAGUUGCUUGCGAAAGGAAAAGUUCGCUACGAUAUCUGUAAAGUAGAACUAAAAGGCCAUAUACUGUAUGAUCAGCGUCACUACUGUGAGUGCCCUCUCAGACGUUAAUCUUUAAUUAGCUAGCUACUACAGUACAGAAAGAUUCAAGUGUUCUCGUUCUAGCAACUCUUUUUGUGUAGUAGUGCCCAUGUAUGUACACCACCCGAAUACUCUACACAACCCCACCAACUCCCAACAGGUUCUGGGGUUCUGUUGAGAAAUCUGAUCAGCCCUGUUCUAAAGCUUGCCAUGACUAUUUGGGUUAUUGUUGUGCACUGUUAUACACUGCUGAGUUUUAUUUUGUGUUCUUGAAGUUGUGCUGUUCUAUAUGUAACCUAAUGAGUGUGUAAUGAGUGUGUUUCCUGUAGUGUGCAUUUCUUUAAAAAAAAAAAAAAAGACAAGAAAAAAACAACAAAAAUUACUAUUUUUAGCAUUACACUUUUUCAUUGUUUUGACCUGGAACAAAGGAACAGGUUCAAACGUUUCUUCGUCAUGUUGAAACCUGUGAUAGGACUGUUACUACUCCUGUAAGCCCCACCUCCAUUCCCCUGGCUCAACCAAUCAGGAGUUUGUGCCAUGCAUGUGACCCUUUCGAUGAAAUUUUCGUUUUAGUUUGAACAUGCUGUAGAAAAAAAGCACACCUUUUGAAUACUGUAGUUGAAAUAAAAUUAUUAUAGUCAGAGAUAUAAAAAAAAUAGGUAAUAAAGAACAUUUUAAAACUU